This is a messenger RNA of Pelobates cultripes (western spadefoot toad), 1083 nucleotides long. The record is from the annotation of a GenBank genome assembly. NCBI's taxonomy places the organism in Eukaryota, Metazoa, Chordata, Amphibia, Anura, Pelobatidae.
AUGGUCCGGAAUAAGAGGGCUAUGCCUCACGGGACACCAGCGACCGUCUCCCCUCGCCGAUACACCGGCACGUUAGAUGAUUUUGUCACCACGCCGGCGGACCUGAGAGGAGCUGAGCCGGCAGCUAAAAUGGCGCCGGAAUCCCCUGGGGCUGAAAGCGCGGGUGUCUCGUCGGAAGAUGGAGACCGGAGUGACGCGCUGUGCCUGAUCCGCCAGGAGCUUACUCGGAUCUCCACUCAUAUGCUCACGAAGUCAGACAUAAGCAGCCUAUUGCAGGAAUUUCGCACAGCUGUAAGGGAGGAGAUCUCUGCAAUCAGGUCAGACCUUUCUGCAGUGGAGGCCAGGGUGGAGGCCCUGGAGACUGAGGCGCAGGAGAGUCGUUCCCAACAUAGGGCAGCAGAAAUAGCCGCCACAUGGCAGGGGAACCUCCUUCUGACACUGAGGCGACAGGUGGAGGACCUGGAGAACCGCAGCCGUCACCAGAAUAUAUGGAUUAGAGGGCUGCCGGAGCCGGACGUGGCACCACUGCAGGAUACAGCGCAGGCCCUCUACAGACACAUCCUGGGCCGCGAGUGCCCGGAAGACAUCCAAUUUGACCGGAUCCACAGAGCCCUGGGCCCUCCACGGCAGGAUGGGAAACCCAGGGACGUCCUGUGUUGUCUGCACGCUUACAGGCUGAAGGAAUCUCUGAUGACCGCUACUAGGGGCACCGACAAGCUCAUGUUCCAGGGUGCCGAGGUGGCACUGUUCCAGGAUCUGUCUAGCCUGACACUGGAUGCCAGGAGAGCGCUCUGGCCCAUCACCGCUGCCCUUCGGGAGAAGAAUAUACCCUACCGCUGGGUGUUCCCCUUCAGUCUCCAGAUCCGGCAUGGGAACUCAUGGCUAUAUAUUCGCUGGCCUGACGAUGUCACCCCGACGCUGAGGAGCCUGCGCAUUCCCCAUAUCCGCAUCCAUAAUUGGCUAUUGGAAAAUCCGCUGGCACCAAGAGGAAGAUCAGGGGAGCAGAGUCCACAGUUGGAGCAACCGCGGGCGAGCGAGCACCCCGCGCGAAUGAUAAGCGGCCCUGCAGGUGCGAAGGAAUAG